UGUGUAGCAGCCAGCAAUGUGCUGUGUUGUGUUGUACAGAGAUGCAGGCUGUACAGGGGGAGCCUCACCAACUCUAGACACCAGCUGCCUGUAAACUCCUGAGAGAGCCGGCUGUCCCCUCCACUGACUUGUCUCCGCACUCUGCUGCACUCCCCCCGCACUCCUUCCACACCUCCCGCACUCCUUCCUUCCUUCUCUCCCGCACCACAACUCUCCUCCGUCCCGCUCAGCGCUCCAGCGGAGGUGUCGGCUCGUCCCGGGCGCUUUACCUGACUCGCCUCACCCCGGACACCGGAGGAGCCCCAAUGCAGUGGCCGUGGCUUUUCACCAUCAUCUUUGCAAACUUUUGCAGCCGGGGAUUGUCUUCCCAACCUGGAAGUCUGAGGAGCCUGAGAGCGUCCAGCCUGCGGAGAGAUGAGAGUAACCUACUUACAAGACUUUACCGAAAAGAAGAAACCAUUCAAGUGGUGGGAAAUGGUUGCAUAAGCAGUCCCCGCUUUCCUGCCAGUUACCCAAGAAACUUGCUUCUGACAUGGAUUCUGGACUCUGCAGAAAACACGAGGAUACAACUCACAUUUGAUAGCCAGUUUGGAUUAGAAGAACAAGAAAAUGAUGUUUGCAGGUAUGACUUUGUGGAGGUGGAAGAGUCUUCGGAAACAAGCUCUGUUAUACGAGGCCGGUGGUGUGGAAAUAAAGAGGCUCCCCCGAGACUGACAUCUAAAAGAAAUCGAAUAAAAAUCACAUUUAAAUCAGAUGACCAUUUUGUGGCUAAGCCUGGCUUCAAAGUUUGCUACUCACUUGUGAAUGAUUUUCCGCCUGCAGCAUCGGAGACAAACUGGGAAUCUGUCACAAGCCCUGUCUCAGAUAUGUACUACUACUCUCCAUCAGCCACUAAUUCCACUGUUCUAGCAGAGGCCAUGGACCAAGCUAUUGCCAUGUUUGACACAGUUGAAGAGGUUGUCAAACACAUUAGUCCUGAGACAUGGCAGGAAGACCUAGACAAUCUCUAUACUGAUACAGCUCAGUAUCGUGGAAGGACCUUUCAAGAAAAAAAAUCUAAAGUUAAUUUAGACAGGCUAAAUGAUGAUGUCAAGCGAUACAGCUGCACCCCAAGAAAUUUCACAGUAAACCUACGGGAAGAACUGAAGGUUACAAGCGCUGUGUUUUUUCCACGAUGCCUCCUUGUCAAACGCUGUGGAGGAAACUGCGGCUGUGGGACUCCGUAUACCAAAUCCUGCACAUGUAUGUCAGGAAAAACUGUAAAGAAAUAUCAUGAGGUGCUGAGGGUUGUGCCUGAAGUUGGCUACAAUAAGAAAAAAAAUGGCAAGAAUUUGUCUAUCAUAGACAUCCAGCUGGAGCAUCACGAAAGAUGUGAUUGUAUCUGCAGUUCAAGACCACCUCGAUAAAAAAAAUGUACAAUGAGAAAUAUUGGAAUAAGUUCUUAUUGAUUCGUGGACUUUUACUGAACUGUCAUGAUUGCCUUCCAAGGAAUCAGGAUUUCAAUGACUUUCAGAUUUCAAUAUGUGCUGUGCUUGAGGAUAGUCUCACUCCGCUUGUUAACAUAAUUGUUGCACAUUACGUGAAGUCUUAUAGCCUUAAAGUGUACCUGUCAUCAUCAAGCAAUGAACUCACAUAUUUUGUUAUUUGAAAGAAAAGCGUUUGCCAGUGGAAGACAGUUCACAAUGAACCAAAACAUGGCACAAACUGUUCAUUGUGAUGUUACUGGUUCUAAUCCUAAACUCCAUCAUUUCAAAUUAGGGUUUGUCUCACAAAUUCUUUCCUUCUGGUUUGAAUAACAGGAACCCUGUAAACAGAAAGUAAGCUUGGAGUUGGAGUAUUUUUUUUUUACAUAGAAGAUCUACAAAUAACCACCUUUAAAUAGAAAAACUUCUUAGAACUUAGCAUCUUCAGGCAAGGCUUUAAAUCUGAUGCAUCAUUUGUAUUUGCUUACAAACCUUCCUGGUAAUAAUGUACUUAAGAGUUUUUUUUUUUUUACAUUGACCUAAAGGCUUGCGUUCCAUCAAAACAUCCAGUCUUGUUCAGAGGAUAAUUCUGUUUUUAAAAUUUCGGUGUGAAAACAAUAGGUUUAUAUUUAGCUUUACUAAAUCUCCACUGUCUGCAUUUGGGUUUGUGCCGAUAGACAAAUGAAGUGCGAUUUCAGGUUUAUUCUGCUGGCAUUUCACUGAUGAGAGAAGCUUCUGAGAUCAUUCAAAGAUUCAUUGACAGGUGCAAUUGAUCUCCUUCUGAUCUGCAUUUGACCUCCUAAGAUGCAUUAACCUGUUUUUCAAGCCGAUUUUGCUUUCCCAUUGACUUUUAUGAGAAGAAAUGCAGUGUGAAUAAAAUAAGUUGAUGCAGCCCAUAUAGUUUAAUUCCAGCUAAAACCUUUCUUUUAGUGUUAGAUACAUUGGGAAUGGGUUGAAGCCUCAUUUUUAUUUUUUUUGGUGUCUGCGUCCUCUUUUAAGCCUCGUACACACGAUCGGACUUCCAUCUGAC
This is a messenger RNA of Rana temporaria (common frog), 2493 nucleotides long. RefSeq names its product platelet derived growth factor D (gene PDGFD). Gene Ontology annotation, molecular function: growth factor activity; platelet-derived growth factor receptor binding. Gene Ontology annotation, cellular component: membrane. Bases 306 to 1406 code for a protein of 366 amino acids. The transcript is spliced from 7 exons. The record is from RefSeq and is a predicted model, not a curated record. Gene Ontology annotation, biological process: positive regulation of cell migration; positive regulation of phosphatidylinositol 3-kinase/protein kinase B signal transduction; platelet-derived growth factor receptor signaling pathway. Lineage: Eukaryota; Metazoa; Chordata; Amphibia; Anura; Ranidae.